AUGCGAUUGCAGUAUCACAACCGUGGUACUGAUAGCGAGUGCCGUCUGUGUGUCCGCAGGAUGCUGCAGCGGGCGCAGGAGACGGGCUACAUCAACAUCAACUGCGUGGACCCGCUGGGCCGCAGCGCGCUGCUCAUGGCCAUCGACAACGAGAACCUGGAGAUGGUGGAGCUGCUGAUCGAGUACAAGGUGGAGACGAAGGACGCGCUGCUGCACGCCAUCUCGGAGGAGUUCGUGGAGGCGGUGGAGGUGCUGCUGGACCACGAGGAGACGCUGCACCGGCCCGGAGAGCCGCACAGCUGGGAGGCGCUGCCGCCGGACACGGCCACCUUCACGCCGGACAUCACGCCGCUCAUCCUGUCUGCGCACCGCGACAACUACGAGAUCAUCAAGAUCCUGCUGGACCGCGGCGCCACGCUGCCCAUGCCGCACGACGUCAGGUAG
Molecule: messenger RNA, 444 nt
Organism: Schistocerca piceifrons (Central American locust)
Lineage: Eukaryota; Metazoa; Arthropoda; Insecta; Orthoptera; Acrididae
Product: transient receptor potential-gamma protein-like
Exons: 3
Coding region: 1-444 (147 amino acids)
Biological process (GO): regulation of cytosolic calcium ion concentration; manganese ion transport; calcium ion transmembrane transport
Cellular component (GO): cation channel complex; membrane
Molecular function (GO): inositol 1,4,5 trisphosphate binding; protein binding; store-operated calcium channel activity
Source: RefSeq, a predicted model, not a curated record